AUGGAGCUGGGGUCAUCCUCAGGCAGAACGGUGCACAUUACUGUGACAAAUGGAUAUGAUUUGAAAGGCUUCAAGGGAGACACAUCAGUUACUUUUGUCCGUGCAGAAUUCAAUCAGAUAGUUCUCGGCGACUCCUCAAAAAUCACGGUCUCUCCGGAAGGAACUGCAAAGUACAACUUUACUUGCAGCUUUGAGCUCAGCCCAGACGGAGGAACCACGUUAGAUGACCUUGCCCAUAAACUUUUAUUCUUAACUGUGACAGAACUUUUACCAAAGGAAAAGAAACAGAAAGAUGAGAAGACCUCAAUUCUUGGCCAAGCUGUGGUGGAUCUUCUUCCUUUACUAGAAGGAGAAGACUCAUUUGAAACAACGGUCCCAUUACACCCUGUGCAGGGGUCGCCCUUGGAGACUCCUUCACCAGGCUCUAAGCAGUGCAGUCUCGAUGUGAAGGUAUUUGUGGCAGAGCCCUUACUGACCCCAGCACAGGUCUCAGCAAGCAAUCUACUGAAGGUCACACUAGAAGCCGCCUAUUCUGUGCCUGAGUCUUUCAUUCCUGUGGGGCCUCAGUAUAACUACGUUGUUGGUCUACAAGUUCCAUCAGUUGGAGAGAAGGACUACCCUAUGGUUUUCAAGAAUGGAAAUAUGAAGCUUGGAGGGGAAAGAGAGCCUGUUCCCCGGCCUAAAAAAUGGCCUAUUGCUAACAUUCUUGCUCCAGGAGCUAACAACAUCCCUGAUGCAUUCAUUGUGGGUGGUCCCUAUGAGGAAGAAGAAGGAGAGCUCAACCACCCUGAGGACAGGGAGUUUAGGAACCAAGCAGAAUGCAUAAAGAAAAGGAUUGUCUGGGACUUGGAAAGCCGCUGCUACCUCGAUCCUUCUGCAGUUGCAAGUUUCCAGAAGCGAAUUGCUGAUUGCCGGCUCUGGCCCGUGGAGAUCACAAGAGUACCUUUGGUUGCUGUACAGAAAGGAAAAGCAGGCAAACUUGAGAAGACUGAUGAUGAGAACCAGCUUUCCUUUCAUGGUGUGGCUUAUGUCAACAUGGUCCCACUCCUAUAUCCAGGAGUGAAGAGGAUAAGAGGAGCUUUCCAUGUGUUUCCCUACCUGGAUGGGACAGUCUUUGAAAAGACCAAAUGCUUGUUCAGCUUAUUCAGGGACACUGGGCACCAUAUAGUUCACAAUAAUAAAGCAGGAGGACUUAACUCUCCAUUGUCUAAGCCUUUUUCCAAGAACCUGAAAGAAGAGAAACCAAUGAAGGACAAGGAUAUAGAUGGACGGAUUCGGCCUGCAGAUUUGCAAGCGCCUAGUAUAAAAUCCCAGAGCUCAGAUACCCCUUUGGAAGGUGAAACCACCCUGAGCCACAAUCUAGAAGGACAGCAAUAUUUAGAAGCGGGGACAUACAUUGUCUUGGAGAUCCAGCUGGACAAAGCCUUGGUUCCAAAGCGGAUGCCAGAGGAACUGGCCAGAAGGGUCAAGGAAAUGAUACCCCCAAGGCCACCUCUCACCCGCAGGACAGGAGGAGCUCAGAAGGCGCUGAGUGACUACCACACACAGAUAAAGAGCAUCUCCAGAGCCAUCCUGGAUGAGUAUCACCAAAUGUUUGGAAAGCAGGUGGCUAAAGAGGGGAGUGACAUAGACAGCGAGUCCUUGGAGGAGCAGAAGUGCCAGCUCAAUUACGAGCUCAAUUGCUCUGGAAAGUACUUCGCUUUCAAAGAACAGCUCAAGCAUGCUGUGGUAAAGAUUGUGAGAGAAAAAUACUUGAAGACAACAGCAUUUGAAAGCCAGGAGGAGCUGCAGACAUUUAUCAGUGAGCUUUAUGUGUUCUUGAUAGAUCAAAUGCAUGUGGCUCUGAACCAGUCCAUGCCAGAUGACAUCCAAGGCCCUAUCCCAACAAUUGAAAUAAGCACGGAACAGCUUCGACUCUUCGCAUUUGAGGCAGAAGUCAAUGAGAACUUUGAAAUGGCAGCAGUAUAUUAUGAAGAGAGGUUGGUCCGAGAGCCCCAGAACCUGGAUCACUGGCUGGAUUACGGUGCCUUCUGCCUCCUUAUUGAAGACAACAUCAAAGCACAGGAGUGUUUCCGGAAAGCCCUUUCCCUGAAUGAGAAUCAUAUUCACAGCUUGUUGCUGUGUGGCGUCAUGGCUGUCAUGAUGGAGAACUAUGAGCAAGCAGAAAUUUUCUUUGAGGAUGCUACAUGCUUGGAACCUACCAAUGUUAUUGCCUGGACUUUACUCGGGUUGUUCUAUGAAAUUCAAAAUAAUGAUAUUCGAAUGGAAAUGGCAUUUCAUGAGGCCUUCAAACAGCUUCAGGCACGACAUGUCCAAACAAAGCUAAAGAAAACUGCUACUAUAGAGAAUAUCGAUGAAGAAUUGAAACUAGAGCCCCAUUUUGGCUCCUGGGCAGCCAUCCAUGAGUCUAUCACAGCCAUGAAAGCAGAAGGCAUACCAGGGAUCAGACCCAGGAGCUCCCAGUUGAUGAAUGCUCACCCCAAUAUCGAGCUGCACCCCCCACCCCAAGGGCCAAGCACUGUGCUGUCCAGUCUAGAGGAGCUUACUGAAGAAUCUUCGAAGGCACAAUCUGAAUUACAAGAUCCAAUAGUGACUUUACAACCUCAGGAGUCUUCUCUUGCCCAGAAACCAUCCAAUGUGCUAUUAAAGGAGCUAGUAGCAAAAAAAGAAACAUCAAAAUGUCAAGAUUCAUCACCCUUUUAUCAAUAUACCCCUCAUAUUAUCACCCAACCUCCUGCCACAAUCUUCAUGGAGACCAUUCGCUUCUUGAUGAAGGUCAACGCUGUACAGUUUGUGCACAGAGUGCUGGCACAUGAGCUGCUCUGCCCUCAAGGUGGACCCAGUUGUGAAUAUUAUUUGGUUCUGGCCCAGACACACCUUCUCAAGAAGGACUUUGCCAAGACAGAGGAGUAUCUCCAACAAGCAGCCCAGAUGGACUAUCUGAACCCUAAUGUUUGGGGUGUGAAGGGCCAUCUCUAUUUUCUAAGUGGAAAUCAUGCUGAGGCCAAGGCGUGCUAUGAGCGAACUGUUAGUUUUGUAGUUGAUGCUGCUGAGAUGCACUUCAUCUUCCUACGGCUGGGCCACAUCUACCUGGAAGAGAAAGAGUAUGAAAAGGCAAAGAGUACCUAUAUGCAAGCCUGUAAGAGAGCGCCUUCAUGCCUUACCUGGCUAGGACUAGGAAUUGCUUGUUACCGGCUGGAGGAGCUCACCGAGGCUGAGGAUGCUCUCUCUGAAGCCAACGCAUUGAAUAACUACAAUGCUGAGGUGUGGGCCUAUCUGGCUCUGGUCUGCCUGAAAGUUGGACGACAACUGGAAGCUGAGCAAGCCUACAAGUAUACAGUAAAGCUGAAACUGAAAAAUGAGGCUCUGCUUGCAGAAAUCCACAGCGUACAGGAAAUGGUUGGUUUUGGAGAUCCAUCAUUCUGACAUCCAUACAACUGGAUAUUUAAUAUGGGACCCCAAGCAUCU
This is a messenger RNA of Psammomys obesus (fat sand rat), 3468 nucleotides long. It is a transcript of the gene Cfap70, whose product is annotated as cilia and flagella associated protein 70. Gene Ontology annotation, cellular component: extracellular exosome; motile cilium. The transcript is spliced from 28 exons. The coding region runs from base 1 to 3426 and encodes 1141 amino acids. Lineage: Eukaryota; Metazoa; Chordata; Mammalia; Rodentia; Muridae. Gene Ontology annotation, molecular function: protein binding. The record is from RefSeq and is a predicted model, not a curated record. Gene Ontology annotation, biological process: cilium assembly; cilium movement.